CCUUUCUAAAUAUAUAAAUACGUUGUUGAGGUAUUCUCUGUUAAAUAAAAAGAGUUUCUCGUGCAACUUCUCAUACUUACAAUUAAAAUAUUUGAAAAAUGAAAACUUUCGUGCUUGCUACAUGUCUGCUAGUUUUUGUGCAGAUAAUUUACGCAGUUGAUGAUAAACAAAUAAAUAUAAUGCGUAACAAUUUAAAAGAAUGUAUAAAAACAGUACCGAAAGGCGUAAAUGAUCCAAAGAAUCCUAUAAAAAAUGCCAAUGUAUGGUAUUGUGCAUUAACUAAGCAUGGCAUAUUUACCCCUCAAGGUGUGAAUGUGAAGAAAGGUUUGAAAACAUGCGAAGAUAUUGUCGUUAAUCCUGCUGAUGUGAAACGUUGCAAGGAAAUUAUGCUUGAUUGCAAAAAGAAAGCGUAUGCCCGCCCGGGAUCAAUCAUUGAGAAAAACAGAAGUAUAACAUCAUGUGGUAUAAACGAGGGUGCGGUUGAACUGACAGUGUUUAGCAAAGAAAAAUGGAAUAAGUAAAAGAAAUUUGUUGGAAGUACAAAUGCAGCUAAUUCAAUAGCUAUAUUUUACACUAAUCAUAUAUAAACAAAAUAAUUAUCUAUACUUCCUUAUAAUUCUAUGUUACUUUUGCAAUUAUUAAUUAUAAUUAAUAUGUUGCAUUAACAAUAAAAUAUUGUGCCUGGUAAUAA
Messenger RNA from Solenopsis invicta (red fire ant), 691 nucleotides. RefSeq names its product venom allergen 4. The record is from RefSeq and is a predicted model, not a curated record. The transcript is spliced from 5 exons. NCBI's taxonomy places the organism in Eukaryota, Metazoa, Arthropoda, Insecta, Hymenoptera, Formicidae. Bases 99 to 521 code for a protein of 140 amino acids.